AUGUCGGCGAAAAGUAUCAAAGGCACAGAUGGCAAAAAGCCAGCCUCUGCGGCCACGAAUCUUGUCGCUGGAGGAGCAGCAGGAAUGAUGGAAGCCCUCGCAUGUCAUCCUUUAGACACAAUAAAAGUGCGCAUGCAACUCUCCCGUCGGGCUCGCGCACCCGGCGCCCCCAAACGUGGCUUCAUUACCACGGGUUCGGAAAUCAUCAAGCGCGAAACGCCCCUCGGUCUCUACAAAGGACUUGGCGCCGUCAUAACUGGUAUUGUACCGAAGAUGGCAAUCAGAUUUACAAGUUUCGAGACGUACAAGAGGUGGUUGGCCGAUCAGGAAACGGGAAUUGUUACUGGGAGAGCUACGUUUUUGGCCGGUCUAGCAGCAGGUGUAACUGAAGCCGUGGCUGUCGUAACACCCAUGGAGGUAAUCAAGAUUCGACUCCAAGCCCAACACCACAGCAUGGCCGAUCCCCUCGACAUCCCUAAAUACCGCAAUGCCGCACAUGCAUUAUAUACCGUAGUAAAAGAAGAAGGAAUCGGUGCUUUAUACCGUGGAAUCUCUCUUACUGCUUUACGGCAAGGUUCCAACCAAGCCGUAAAUUUCACCGCCUACACCGAAUUCAAAGAGCUCCUCCAAAAAUGGCAACCCCAAUACUCCGACUCCCCCAUCCCAUCCUACCAAACCACGCUCAUCGGUCUCGUAUCCGGCGCCAUGGGUCCCUUAUCCAACGCUCCCAUCGAUACCAUCAAAACCCGUCUACAAAAAACCCCUGGAAUACCUGGAGAGACGGCUCUCAGUAGGAUUAAGACGAUUGCGGGGGAUAUGUUUAAACAGGAAGGAUUUCAUGCUUUUUAUAAGGGUAUUACGCCGCGGAUCAUGCGGGUUGCGCCCGGUCAGGCGGUUACGUUUACGGUUUAUGAGUAUUUGAAGGAGAAGUUGGAACAUAGCGAUAUGCCGAUGUUUGGGGGGAAGUAUGAGGAGUGA
Molecule: messenger RNA, 978 nt
Organism: Sclerotinia borealis F-4128
Lineage: Eukaryota; Fungi; Ascomycota; Leotiomycetes; Helotiales; Sclerotiniaceae
Source: the annotation of a GenBank genome assembly